ACGUGCACACGCUAAGCCAAAUGUGGACAUGCCAAACAGAGACGAACACAAAUCAAAACAAAGCAUGCAAACACAAAGAGAUCCAGCGAAUGAAGACGACAGAGAGAAUAGCACAGUCCCAUCUGUCAGACAAAUGUGAGGAUGCUUCUCACACGCACACAAACACACACACACACACACACACACACGCAGCAGGCAUCAUUUAGUCUGAACUUGAGCGAUAUCUGCCUUUGUCCUUUAGCAGUUGGUCCUGAGGGGCCGCUGUAGAAGUUGCAUGAAAGUUUGUUUAGAGCUGAGCAAGUGUGUUAAGCUUUAUGAGAGCCCACGGGAGACGUGGUGGCACACACACACACACACACAUGCAUCUACUCACACACACACUCAGGCACGAGGCUUGGGCGGCAGCUCGCGCUGGCCCCAACCAACAGUGAGGAGUUUGUUGUCAUAGCAACAGUAAAAUGAGAUGACUUUACUGUCAGCCGUAAUGUUUCAUGGCCCCCUUGCCGCUAUGGCAACAUAACAAGGAGGAGGAAGAGGAGAUGGAGAGAAAGAGAGCAUCAGAGCCAUCUCCGCAUUCCAGCGGACUCCUACCAGGAGCGAUGUCACUACGAUGCCCUUACUUCCUUCCUACGACGAACACACACACGUGACAAGCCUGUCAAACACACGCAUAAACACACUCGUACAAAGAGACGCACACACACCUUGAAAAGCCUGUCAAAGCCCCCUUUUCCACCUCGCCCAUCCCUUUGAUUACGCGCUCACUAUUUUCAGCUACGGCGUUCUCGUCGCCAGGGCAAUUUGAAUUCAUUACGCUCAAUGUCAAUAUUGGUGCAACAACGGCGUGCCUCAGACAGGUACAGCUUGUUGAAUGAGCGUGCUGUGCUGUCAGAAAGUGUGAGGAGUGAAAAGAGAGGAGAAGAAGCGGAGAGGGGAGAUCAAAGACGUGCAGCUCCGCCGAGCGUUUCCUCACGUCGCGGAGAGAUUCGGAAGGAGCAGCGGGGAGUGAGCCCUGGGCUGGAUGGGACCCACCAUGCCCCCCAGUAAAAAGGCCCAGAGCCCCAGUAGUGGAGCCAGUGCCUCGCAGGGCAUGAGCCCGCCGUAUCGGCAGGGGGACGCCGCCACAGCCGCCUCCGAGGCCGAGGCGGCCGACCUCUCCCUGUCCCUAUCCGCCUCCUUCUCCAAGGCCGAGGACGAGGAGCUCACCAGCCUCUCCUGGCUCCACGAGAGCACCGACCUACUCAACAGCUUCAGCCACUCGGGGCUGCGUAGCGUCUCCCCCCUGCAGGACCCCGACGGCCAGCACCCCCGCUCGCCCUCCUCCUCGUCACCCUCUCCGGACGACCCCCUGCUCGGCGACGCACACUCGGCGUACGACUUGGCGGCAGGGGCCAACCGGAAACCACCGUACUCCUUCAGCUGCCUGAUCUUCAUGGCCAUCGAGGACGCGCCAAACAAGCGGCUGCCCGUGAAGGAUAUCUACGGCUGGAUCCUGGAGCACUUCCCUUACUUUGCAAGCGCCCCCACCGGCUGGAAGAACUCAGUGCGCCACAAUCUGUCGCUCAACAAGUGCUUCAAGAAGGUGGAUAAAGACCGGAGCCAGAGCAUAGGCAAAGGCUCUCUGUGGUCCAUAGAUCCGGAGUAUAGGCACAACCUGAUCCAGGCGCUGAAGAAGACGCCGUACCAUCCCUACUCGCCCGGCCUGGCCACCCCCUCCACCUCCCCACCCACCCUGACUCAGACAUUUCACCACAGUCCUCCAUUGUGGUCGGGGAGUCCCCUCUUCAGAAAGAACGGAGGAGUCCUCCUACAAGUUCCCCGUGGUGUGAUCCAAAAUGGUGCCCGUGUCAGGAGCCAGGCGCUCUUCCCUGUGAUAAGACCCCUACCUGUAAGCCCUGUGGGGAGCAGAACCUCGGCCAUACGAUCAUCCCUGGGAGAUUAUCUAAGCCGAGGACAGGACAGCCCAUCCCGCUACUCCCCUCCGCUCUGCAGCGAGGACCUCCAGGACGACCACACCUACAGCACCGCCAAGUCCCCCAGUAGGCUGUGCUCCUCCGAGGACGGCACCCCUUCCUCCCCGCUGGACGACGACGACGACAUCAUCGCAGUGGAGAUCCAGUCGGACGUCAAACCGGAGCCCAGGGAGAUCCCGCUGGAUUCUCACAUCGCCGCCACCUACAUUUCCCAGCAGCCCCCGCGCGGACAGAGACGUAGCUCGGGGGGGCCUGGAGCCGGGACUCUGGCAGGGAGCAGCCUGCCCUGGACCAAAAACCGAGCGCGGGGCAUUAGCGACACGCUGCCGCUGAAGAAGCGGCGCGCGGCGGCGGUGGAGAAGCCGCCGGAGAGCGACGACGAGGAGAUGAAGGAGGCGGCGGGGUCGCUGCUCCACCUGGCGGGGGUCAGAGCCUGCCUCAACAACAUCACAAACCGCACCGCCAAGGGCCAGAAGGAGCAGAAAGAGGCCCUGAGAAACUAAGACACACAAGUAGAACAUAGUCACACACAUACACAGACGGUAUACAGCUCAAAGCACGCACACACACACAUACACAAAUAGGUCAACAGGUAACGUUACUACAGCAUUAGUCUCAACGGACACUUCUCAUCUCCCUCUAUCUAUCUGCAGGGCAUUAGGUGAAUCCUACUUAUUUGUGGCAAUAUCAAAAAUCUAUGUUUUCCUACAUGUUCAGCAACACUAACAUCAAUGGGUAUUUCUCAUGUGUCUUUGUUGUUUUUGUUGUUUAAAAAGGGGAUGAAAGCCAUAAAAAAAAACGCAUGUUUUGUCACUAAUUUGGACAAAGUUGAACACGACAAAACCGAAUCACAUUGAGGAAGCGUACAGUACAUAAGCGCAGAAGAUGGCUGUUUGUCUUACCUGUUUGUUUCUAUGUGAAUCUGUAGCAAUCUCGCAGCGAUGCCGGCGAAGAACGGCGGAGCCUAUUUUAACAAGACUUAGAGCUCUCUGGGCCGCUCGCUGGCGUCACUCUCCUACAUCCACGAGCACAAAUGUGAGACUGUGCCAAAGAUAAGCGACCAGGUUGCUUCAUGUAGCGACAGCUGACAAAAAAAAAAAAAGAAGAAGGCAUAGUAGAGCUUAGGGAGAAUAAAGCGUCAAAAUAAUUGUAAAACCCAAUGUGAUAUAUAUUCAUGCACUUAAGAUUAUUUAACACCACUUAUAAUAGAAGCAUCAUGGGUAAAGACAUGGUUUAUUUCAAGAGCACUCAUAGUAUUUAAGAAUAGAUAUUUUAAAAUGAAAAAAAAAAAAUGGUCAUGUUUAUCACCAUAGAGAUGGAUAGUGUGCCGGGUCUGAGGCAAUAUCUCCUUCAUUUUGUUGUUGUUGUUGCAUAAUGUAAACGUCCCUUAAACCUCCCCCAGUACUUCUGUCCAUAGGCGUAGACACCUGGUAUAGUUACCGUAGCUACCAGUAGCUACCACACCUUCCUAUUCAUUUCAAAGAACUAUAUACAUGAACUGUGGGUUUAGAUUUCCGUUUGUGUCUGUUUACCCUCACUCUACCCUCAUAAAGAUAUAAGCAAUUUGUCCCGCGCGGGCAACUCUGUAAAAAGGUUAGAAAAUAUUUUAUUUUUUUCCUUUCUUAAUUGAAGCAAUUUGACCUGCAGGACUUUCUCAGUUAUAUUGCAUGGGUGCUUGUAAAUAAGAUAAAAAGCAAAUCUUUUUUAUUCAAAGAUCAUGUAAGAUAAACGAUGUAUUUAGCAUGAAGCAUGACUUAUUUUCAUAUAAACCUUGAUCCUAGAGGAAAGAAAAAAA
This is a messenger RNA of Sebastes umbrosus (honeycomb rockfish), 3768 nucleotides long. RefSeq names its product checkpoint suppressor 1 (gene ches1). Lineage: Eukaryota; Metazoa; Chordata; Actinopteri; Perciformes; Sebastidae. Gene Ontology annotation, biological process: regulation of DNA-templated transcription. Gene Ontology annotation, molecular function: cis-regulatory region sequence-specific DNA binding; DNA-binding transcription factor activity. The record is from RefSeq and is a predicted model, not a curated record. Bases 1022 to 2476 code for a protein of 484 amino acids. Gene Ontology annotation, cellular component: nucleus. The transcript has 6 exons.